CGCAAAAAAAGGGAGAUAACUGUUGUGUAGAUAAAUAAAACUUUAAUUGCGUCCUUAAGUUUUUGCUUCAACGUGAAAUCAGUGGACAACGACACUCGGUAUUUACUCACACAUAUAAUUCAUCACACCAUGGCCAGUGUAAGUGGUGAGAUCUCCAGUGACAAAUUAACGGAUCUCAGGGUUGUGGACCUUCGCAAUGAACUGGAAAAACGAGGUCUGGACAAGACUGGAGUAAAGGCCGUGCUCUUGCAACGUCUGGAAAAGGCUCUGAAAUGUGAAGAAGAAGAAAGUCGUAAAAACACUGAAGGAAGUGAAGAGAAACCAGAUGUAGCUGCCUUGGUAAAAAUUGACACUCACUCUGAAGAGAAAUGUCUGGAAGAAAAUCAAUCUACUGAAGAUAUUAUAAAUGAGCAUACUACAGACAACAUGGAUGAGAAAGAAUCAGAGACAUCUGAUGUGGCAUUAACAGAUGUGUUGUUAAACACUACCAAUUCAAAUGGUUACUCUUUGCUCUCUGACAAAACUUCUGUGGAAGACCUUUCUGAAGAUCAACUGCUUUCAAGUGAUACCAAACCAUCAGAUAUGUUGGCAGAUAACACCUUUGAUAAAGACCAGUUUAAAGAGGAACUACCUAUCUCUUCUUCAGAUACAAACAAAGACACUGGAACUGUUCUGCAGGGACAAUCUGAUGAUCCAUUAAAGAAUACCACAGCACCGCCAGAACAGUCGUCUUCAUCAACAGAGAAUAAUAUAAAAGAAGAAAAUAGCGAAAAGACUUCAUCAGCCAGUGUGAGAAUUACCCCUCUACCACUAAAUUCUAAUGAACUUAAAGAUGAAGUGGUCAUUGCAUCUUUCUCAGACAGUUUACCUCCAACACCUACCAGUGUUCCUUGCAUAGCUCCAUUAACAUUAGAAGACAAAAUCAACAUGGACACAUCCAUCGCUCGAAAGAGUGAAGAAAAUGCAUCAUUGAUUCUGCAUGUUGAUGAUACACAGAAUGAUUUAGAUGCUGAUAUUGUGGCAUCAAAGACAAAUAAUAAAACGGACAACGCAUCAAUGGACAAAGUGAGUGGCAAAACUGAAGUGAAGAAAACAGAUGGAAGCAAAGUUGAAGAAAGGGCUAAAGGUAAAACAGAAGGAGGGCAAACUGAGAAGAAGGCUGAUGAAAAGAAAGAUGAUAAAGAUGUAAAGUCGAAGAGUUCUUUGGUUUCUAAGCCCAAAGCUGCCAAAAAAGGCAACAACCAAGCCAAUCGGAAUUUGUGGGUCAGUGGUUUUCCUGCAAAUGUCUCUGAUAAAUUCAUAACCGCAAUUUUUAGCAAAUAUGGCAAGGUGGCGGAUUGCCAAAUGAUUACACGAUCACGGAAAUCUGGUACUCGAUGUCAUGCCUUUGUUACUAUGUCUACUGAGGCCGAAGCUUUGCAAUGUAUAAUGUGGUUGAAUAAAUCUCAUGUGAAUGGUAUGAAAUUAACAGUUGAAAGGAAAAUGAAAAUUUCCAACAAACUUCAGGAGAAACGACAGAAGACUGCACGCUGGAGAAAAAAGGGCCCGAAAGCACAGGAGAAACGUCGGUCACAAAAUCUUGGAUUAGCUUUAAAGCUUCAGAAGGAUGUGGAAAAACAACAGCAAGAGGAGGCCAUAAGAUUGGACAUUAUGCGGGAGCAGUUAAGGCUGGAGAAAAUGAAGCUGGAGAAAGAAAAACUACUAAAAUACAGAAUGGAAAAAGAAAUUCUCAAAAUGGAAAGACGUAGUGUAGAGAUGCGCUGUGCUGAAAUGUUGCGGCUGGAAGAAAUAACGCAUUCUGUGCAGAGACCUCCAGAUCGAAAGAACCCACGUAAGGGAGAGCUCUGGGAUGAACCCAAAAGACGCAGGAUGAUGAAUUCCAGGAACCUUCCUAGAUUUGAACCUCCAUUCCAGAAUGAAUCUCGCUUUGAACAACUUGAGGAACCAGAUUAUGGAAGACAAAUGGACCGUUUUGAAAGAAGGGAGGGCAGAGAAACUGGAGGCCGUUUCAAUGAAUAUAAAGAAAGAGAAAUGAUGAGAAGGGAGAUGGAUCUCUUCCGAGAUUUUCGAGGCAGUGGUGAAAGACGACCUGAUGACCAGUUUCUAACAGAUGACCAUCUCAAUCGGAUGCCCAACGAGUUCAGAAGAGAUAUGGGACCAAGUGGAGAACUUGAUAGAAGAUUUAAUGGUCCUGACCGAGGAAGAGAUAUCGACAGACAAAUUAUUCCAGCUCAUAAUAGAUCAGGUCGAAUGAGAACUUCUGGUGGUGGGCCUGAGCAGAGACCUUCUUGGGGGUCUGGCAGUGUAGAUAGGAAAGCGGAAAACUGGUCCCACAUGCAUGGAAACAUGAACAGUGAUAUGAUCCGACCCAAUGACCGGUGCCUUGGUAACCCCAUGAACACAACAGGGCGAGAUGCUACUGGAGCAUUUGUUGCCAGUAGUAGCAGUGGUGGGAUGGGACAGAAACAGAGACCUGGUAACAUGUUUGGCAGCUCUCAACCACAAGGUGGGAUGAUGAUGAUGAAUACACAUGGUGGUAGCAACAACAUGGGUGGACGUGUGCAACAGCCUCGCUUUAAUGUUUACAACAUUAUGGGAUCCAUGUGAAACCCAAACUGAGGACCAAGGGGUGGGAGUCUUGGCAGGGUGUUUGACUCGGAGGGGCAGAUGGAACCUGAGACAGAUAAUAAAACCCUGCCCUACAGCCAUAUAUCACCCCCAACCUUCAUUCCAAUUGUCACUUAGUGUUUGGUUCCUGAGCAUCCAAUCAUAUUUCUGUCCUUCCAUAUUUUUUUAACUGACACAUGUGCACACACACAAAUGUGUGUGUGUACACAUACACCCAGAAUCACACUAAUAGCUUAGGAGUGAAUUUAGGAUUUCUCAGUUUUCCGUUAUGUUUUUAUUAUUCUGUGUAC
Octopus sinensis (East Asian common octopus) is the source of this 2918-nucleotide messenger RNA. Its product is annotated as SAFB-like transcription modulator. The record is from RefSeq and is a predicted model, not a curated record. Gene Ontology annotation, cellular component: nucleus. Gene Ontology annotation, biological process: regulation of transcription by RNA polymerase II; regulation of mRNA processing. Lineage: Eukaryota; Metazoa; Mollusca; Cephalopoda; Octopoda; Octopodidae. The transcript is spliced from 17 exons. Gene Ontology annotation, molecular function: sequence-specific DNA binding; RNA binding. Bases 130 to 2607 code for a protein of 825 amino acids.